Molecule: messenger RNA, 1263 nt
Organism: Neoarthrinium moseri
Lineage: Eukaryota; Fungi; Ascomycota; Sordariomycetes; Amphisphaeriales; Apiosporaceae
Exons: 1
Coding region: 1-1263 (420 amino acids)
Biological process (GO): carbohydrate metabolic process
Cellular component (GO): extracellular region
Molecular function (GO): cellulose binding; carboxylic ester hydrolase activity
Source: RefSeq, a predicted model, not a curated record
AUGUCGUCUUACAUUAUCGCAUGCAUAGUGCUUACCAGCACUGUUGCGGCUCAGCAGCCGGCCUGGGCUCAAUGUGGUGGGCAGGGACAUACUGGUGACGUUAGCUGUAUCUCCGGAUACACAUGCGUUUCUUUGAACGAUUAUUAUUCUCAGUGCCAAGCAUCAUCUACAACCUUAUCAACGGUCACAGUGACGACAGCUCACACUGCGCCCGCCGCAACCUCCUCUACAGUUACCAUAGCAGGAGAAUUUCAAUUUCUGGGCCGAGUCAACCCAGCAACAAGAGAGCUGAGCUGGCCAGGAGCGGGCCUAGCAUUCAAUUUCACGGGGACUUCUGCUUCCAUCAGUAUCUCGGCCGUGAGUGGUUCAGUCAGUGCUGAUUUGAGCAUUGACGGCGCCGAGCCGAUCGUCAUUCCAAACGUUGAGGGCACCUCCAUCUCUACUCCGCAAGGCCUAACCUUGGGGGUCCACACCGUCGUAUUACGUAAACGUUCUGAGCCGGAGUAUGGCUCAGUGAUUAUUGGCAACGUUACCGUUGACGGGAUUCUUGGAGCGUAUGCGGUACCGACGCGUCGUAUCGAGAUUAUCGGCGACUCAAUCAGCGUUGGGUACGGACUCGAUGGCACAAAUCCUUGCACGAACAACGCUUCUGUGGAGAAUAAUCCGAAGACAUAUGGUGCACUGGCUGCUAAGGCACUGGGAGCAGAGUAUAGUACCGUCGCAUGGAGCGGAAAAGGGCUUGUUCGCAAUAUCGCUAUCGGGGCACCAGACACGAGUCCAUUGAUGCCGGAGCUCUACACUCGAUACGGCGCGAAUGAUGCAGACAGCAGCUACACGUUCCCAGCGGCAACUGCCCCAAAUGCAGUUGUUAUAAACCUCGGCACCAACGACUUCAGCUAUAUCGCUUACACAUCAUCCGGAGAGCCGUACAAUGCGCGGGAGCCGAUCAAUGCCUCCACCUUCACCGCCGGGAUGGUGUCAUUUGUCCAAAAUAUUCAAACACACUACCCCGAUGCGCACUUCUUCCUGCUGAAUUCUCCGAUGCUCAGCGACUAUUGGCCUACUGCCGCUGAUGCGCAAAAGUCCACACAAACCAGCGCUAUUAAGGCCGCCAUCACACAGCUAGGUGGCUCGAAUAUUCAUUUUGUGGACUGGCCUACGCAGGGAUCAGACGUCGGGUGUGAUUAUCAUCCUAAUGCUGAUACACACGCGGCUGAAGGUACCGUUUUGGCAGAAGCCAUAGGCGCUGCGCUUAACUGGUGA